Molecule: messenger RNA, 573 nt
Organism: Aspergillus versicolor CBS 583.65
Lineage: Eukaryota; Fungi; Ascomycota; Eurotiomycetes; Eurotiales; Aspergillaceae
Product: zinc finger HIT domain-containing protein
Exons: 2
Coding region: 1-573 (190 amino acids)
Biological process (GO): box C/D snoRNP assembly; snoRNA localization; maturation of LSU-rRNA from tricistronic rRNA transcript (SSU-rRNA, 5.8S rRNA, LSU-rRNA)
Cellular component (GO): pre-snoRNP complex; nucleus
Source: RefSeq, a predicted model, not a curated record
AUGGCAACCGGGACUCUUUGCGAAGUUUGCGCCUCAGAGCCGUUCAAAUACCGAUGCCCUACAUGCGAGCUUAUGAGCUGUUCUCUCGCUUGCACCCGAACACAUAAAAUCUACUGUGCACCCAAAGCGCCCAAAACCUCUCAAGCGGUCGCGUAUCAAGCGGUCGCGUAUCAAGCGACCGAUACGCGACCGCUACCCGACGAAGCCAAUGGACAAGCCGUCGAUGAUGGACAUAAUUCGAACUCCCAGAAACUGGCUUCCCAGAUCAAGGACCUUUUUGAACAAUGCCCGCCGCUCCGCGACCAGCUCAAAGAUAUCUAUAAGGCUACUUUAGAGGAACAAUGGGUAGAGGGCCCUGUGCAUAAAGAUAGACCUCGACAUUUUGGAAAAUCCAGGCCACCCCCACGUUCCCGUGGACCGUGGACGCGGGAAAAAGGUUUCAAGAGGGGCUUGGGGAAGGUCCGGAAGUACAGAGAGCAAUGUGAGGACAGCUCGGAGACCGGCAAAGGUGCUGAAGGAUUCAUGCGACUGUUGGCUCUUGUGAAUGAUGGCCCUCCGCAGGAGCCUCAAUGA